AUCAUCCCAAUCUUCAGUCAUUCAUUCUUACUUUCAUAGCCAUGAAGUCUCAUUGCUUCCUUUUGGCGUUUUUUCUCUUGGUCGCAACUUUUGUUACACAUGUUGGGUUUGCGGCACCAAUUUCCAUACCACUCUCUUCAGCCAUUCUUGUUCCAGGUACACCAGCAUGUAACAACACACCUCCGCCUUCACCCACCGUAUCUCCGCCAGUUUAUGCACCUUCACCCGUUCCAAACCCACCGGUACCUACUCCAGCACCCUCUAUUUCACCCACACCUGCCCCCGCCGUGCUAGCUUGCCCUCCUGUUAGUUCACCAUCGCCAGCGCCCUUUAAUGAAGGACCAGAUGGACAUGGUUAUAAUCCGCCGUAUCCAAACCCACCCAUUUUCCCUCCUACUCCGGCGAUCUCGCCUAGUAUUGCUCCCGAUUUUCCCUGCAACAGCACAACUCCACCACCGCCAGCUCCACUGCUUCCGUAUCCACCCACCACUCCACCUGCUGUAACACCAUUACCUCCGCUGAUACCACCGAUAAUUCCACCAUACCCAAUAAACACUCCACCUGCACCUUCUCCUACAGUACCAGUGACGCCGGCACCUUCACCAUUUCCAUAUCCAACAAACACUCCACCUCCCCCGCCACCUUGCAUCACCACACCUCCACCCUCAACUCCACCAUCUCCGAAUUCACCUAAUAUGCCACCACCCAUUGUCCCACCCUCAAUCACUCCAUCAUAUCCCAUUUCACCCAUCAUUCCUCCAUAUAUUCCCUCACCAAAUAUGUCACCAUCUUACCCUGUCACGCCUAGCCCCUCACCACCUUGCAACAAUAUUGCUGCACUGAUAAGCAAGCGAGCAUUAAACUCGGAAGAGUGUUUUUCAUCAUGCAAGUUAAGGUGCGAGUUAGACUUGAAGCAAGAAAGAUGCCACCAAAGUUGCAUGGCGUGCUGUCGUCGUUGUAACUGUGUUCCAGGACAAUAUGGAAACAGAGAGAUGUGUGGUUCGUGCUACACUGAUAUGAAAACUCUAGCUGGAAGACCCAUGUGCCCUUGAAGGCCUGCUACUUUAUAUAAUUAGUUCCCCAAUUAUAUGCAUGAGGGAAUCAAUAAAAUUAUGUUUGAAAAUUAUGGAUAUUAAAAAUAACUUGGUUUUGGAUUGUGAUAUCUAUUUGUGGAUCAGUGAAAAGCAUGGAUAACGUAUUUUGA
Molecule: messenger RNA, 1204 nt
Organism: Lactuca virosa
Lineage: Eukaryota; Viridiplantae; Streptophyta; Magnoliopsida; Asterales; Asteraceae
Source: the annotation of a GenBank genome assembly